Culex pipiens pallens (northern house mosquito) is the source of this 2748-nucleotide messenger RNA. RefSeq names its product cryptochrome-1-like. The transcript has 6 exons. Gene Ontology annotation, cellular component: cytoplasm; nucleus. Gene Ontology annotation, biological process: entrainment of circadian clock by photoperiod; negative regulation of DNA-templated transcription; circadian regulation of gene expression. The record is from RefSeq and is a predicted model, not a curated record. Bases 77 to 2623 code for a protein of 848 amino acids. Lineage: Eukaryota; Metazoa; Arthropoda; Insecta; Diptera; Culicidae. Gene Ontology annotation, molecular function: DNA binding; FAD binding.
AAUAACAGUAAAUAAGUAGUGAAAGUUACAGUUCCUCACUGGAUUACAAAUAAAGCGAAAGGCUGCAAAAAGCACAAUGGGAAUGACCAAACAGCAGCAACAGCUCCAGCACAGUCUGUCCCAUCGACAGUCACAAAAGUCUCACAACAGUGGCAACGGAGGUGGUGGUGGCGGCAGCAGUGGCAGCAACAACUCUUCGUCCCAACAACACCUGCCCAAAAAGCACACCGUCCACUGGUUCCGGAAGGGGCUCCGGCUGCACGACAAUCCCGCCCUACGGGAAGGCCUCAAAGACGCUGCUUCAUUAAGGUGUGUGUUCGUCAUUGAUCCCUGGUUUGCCGGAAGUUCCAAUGUUGGCAUCAACAAGUGGAGAUUCCUGCUGCAGUGCCUCGAAGAUCUGGACCGGAAUCUGCGCCAGCUGAACUCGCGCCUCUUUGUGAUCCGGGGCCAGCCGGCCGACGCGCUCCCGAAGCUGUUCAAGGAGUGGGGCACGACAUGUCUGACCUUCGAGGAGGACCCGGAACCGUUCGGGAAGGUGCGCGACCACAACAUCUCCGAGAUGUGCAAGGAGCUGAACAUCGACGUCAUUUCGGCCGUCUCGCACACUCUGUACAAGCUGGAGAGAAUCAUCGAAAAGAACAACGGCCGGGCCCCGUUGACCUACAACCAGUUCCAAGCGAUCAUCGCCUCGAUGGACGCUCCGCCGCAGCCCGAGCCGGCGAUCACGUUGGCCGCCAUUGGACGCGCCGUUACGCCCCAGUGUGAUGACCACGACGACAAGUACGGCGUGCCAACGCUGGAGGAGUUGGGCUUCGAAACCGAAGGUCUCAAACCGCCCAUUUGGGUGGGCGGUGAAACGGAAGCGCUGGCCCGACUCGAGCGACAUCUGGAACGUAAGGCGUGGGUAGCGUCCUUUGGACGGCCCAAAAUGACCCCACAAUCGCUGCUGGCCAGCCAGACCGGCCUGUCCCCGUACCUUCGGUUCGGAUGUCUCAGCACUCGCCUGUUCUACUACCAACUGACUGAUCUGUACAAGAAAAUCAAAAAGGCGUAUCCGCCACUCUCGCUCCACGGGCAACUCUUCUGGCGGGAAUUCUUCUACUGUGCGGCGACCAAGAACCCAAACUUUGACAAGAUGGCCGGCAAUCCGAUCUGUGUGCAAAUUCCGUGGGAUCGGAACGCGGAAGCACUGGCCAAGUGGGCCAGCGGCCAAACCGGAUUUCCCUGGAUCGAUGCCAUUAUGACGCAACUGCGCGAUGAAGGUUGGAUCCAUCACCUGGCCCGGCAUGCCGUGGCGUGCUUCCUCACGCGGGGUGACCUCUGGAUCUCGUGGGAGGAGGGCAUGAAGGUGUUUGAGGAGCUGCUGCUGGACGCGGAUUGGUCGGUGAAUGCCGGCAUGUGGAUGUGGCUGUCGUGUUCGUCCUUUUUUCAGCAGUUCUUCCACUGCUACUGUCCGGUCAAGUUUGGACGGAAGGCCGAUCCCAACGGGGAUUAUAUCCGGCGGUAUUUGCCGGUGUUGAAGAACUUCCCAACCCGUUACAUCCACGAGCCCUGGAACGCGCCGGAAAGUGUCCAACGGGCAGCCCGUUGCAUCAUCGGCAAGAACUACCCCCUCCCGAUGGUGAACCACGCGAUCGCAAGCCGGGCCAACAUGGAACGCAUCAAACAGGUGUACCAACAAUUGGCCAAAUAUCGCAGCCCAUCCCACAACAGCAGCUCCGUGCCGGCGUCCACCGAGUGUGGCACGGAGAAGGGUGGAUCUGCCAUUGCCGGCGUAAUGACCGCGGCCAAAGUGCAGCACAUGAACGCGAGCAGUUUGAACGAUAGUCCGAGUCCGACCACGAUCAUGACCAGUGUCAACAGUUCGGGAAACUACAUGUGCCGGAGCAAUCCGUCCGCACAAAGCGAGUACCAGCAUCAAGAUCAGCAACGUCACCACCACCACCUCCACCAACAACAACAGCAACAACAACAACAGUCGCAGCAGCGUAGGUCACCGGGUCGUCAACACUCGGGCGAGCAUCAGUAUAACAAUCUGCUAUCACAGCAGCAACAGCCCAGUUCCGCAUACAUCAAACCGGAAAAUCCAAACAUGGCGGUCAACCACAACAUCACCGGCAACUCCACCAACACUGCCAACAACAACACCACCAACGACGAACUAAUGAAUGCACACUUCAACACGCUGCAAGAUCAACUCAACAACAGCAUGUCCACGCUGGGCGGCUCUUCCGAGUACGAACGAAACCAGGAAAAUCUGUACAACAGUCAGUUCAAAGUGGAGUACUCGGACAACUUUAACUCCGGCUACGGCAUGAGGAACACCGAGUUCUACGGCCGACGGCGGGACGAUGACCCGGUGCUGCACUUUCGCCAGGAGAAACAGCAGCAUCACCAGCAACAGCAGAACCAGAACCAGAACCUCGACGAAGGAAGUUAUAAGCGACCUCUGAAGCCGUUAUCCCCGGACGGCCAACAGCAGAACGCGAUCGCCGAAUGCCACCGGAGACAGCAACAGUUGAACGCUGCUGACCUGCAGCAACAGCAAAAUCAGCAGCAACAGCAGCAGCAGCCGAUGCAGCAAUCGCCCUGUGGCGAGGACAAACUGUCCACGGUCGACUAGGUUGCGAUCUGCGUUGUGUUGCUAUAGUUGUAGGCUUUUAGAAUUAUUCAAGCUGAUAUACUUGUCGUGAUGCUGUUACGGGAGUUUCCGGUUUGAACUAAUAAAUUACUGUUUUUCGCGAGUGA